AUGAAAGGUUAUGACUUUGAAGCAGUGAGAAAAAAGAUGCCCUUCGUAAACGAAGUUAUUUAUAAAACAUUUUACGUUUGUGUCGCUGUCUAUCUUGCAUGGGCAAUCGUUUCGUUAUUCUUCUACAUCAAUUCUUCAACCUCUACAGCGGCAAAGCUGGAAAAGCAAGAAAGAUUGCGAUCCAGCUUGCAUAACCUAUCUCGAAAUAACAUGGCUCAUGACGGCUGUGCUUGUCAGUAUAAGAAUAUGUCAUACGACUUUUGCUAUCGCUUUCCUGAGGACAAGAGUAUUAAAGGAAAACGCUUUACUUGUAAAUAUGCCUUUUAUCUACAAGCUCUGGAUCUCUUGUCAAAGAGGAAUGCGAUAGAUCUCGAAAAUGACUACAUGCCUUUCCCCAGAUUUGUGACGGCAAUGUCAGAAAAUCACUACAGUGAAGGUCUCACCUUGAUAGCUAACAUUCGCAAAUUUUUAAAGAUGGAAUGGAUAAUCGUUUACGAUUUGGGUCUCAAAAACAAGUCAGCAACUAAUCUGCGAAGCAAGUGCUUCGUGGAAUUGCGCCAGUUUCCCUUUGAAAUGUAUCCUGAACAUGUUAAAAACCUUAAAGAGUAUAGAUGGAAGCCGCUUCUGAUAGCAAAGACACUGAGCGAAUUUGGUGCUGUUUGGUACAUGGAUACUUCCAUACGAUGGCCUAAGGAUAUUCGUGACUUAUUUUACAAAGAGAUCGCAUGCCGCAGAAAGACACGGCUUGAUAAAUCUCCAGCCAUUGGGCAUUGUAAAAAGACAAGCUACUUAUUGAGCCAUCCGACUAUACACGGUAUAUAUGCAGCUACGCACCCUGCAUUGUACAAGUAUCUACCGACGAAUAUCAAGAAACUGGAAGAGACUUUAUGCUACUCCGCUGCGUUUGCCUUUAUUGUCAGGACUGCCGAUACUGUUGAGCUGAUGAAAUGGUCAGUUUUGUGUGCUCUUGAGAAAAAUUGUAUGGCACCUCCAGGAGCAAACCUUCCGUGCACUUUUGGAAAUGACAUGCUCAAGGACUACGCAUACUGCCACCGAUACGACCAGUCGGUUAUCAAUGUACUUUUGGCAAAUUCCUACAAUUACAAAACAGAAAAAUACGUUGUGAGCGAAGGAGACGUCGCACAAGCUUACAGAGGGGAAAAUCACUCGGAAGAGGACUUUGCUUGCUGGUGAAUACUCAGAAGUAAAGAUUAAUGCAUUGCACUACUAGCGAUACGAAAGCUUGAUGAGCCCCUCACUACUUUUCUUUUUUUUUUUGUUUACAUUGUGAUUUUUAGUCGCGGGGUAAACGAGAUGUUUUUGUUCAUAAGGCAAAUGCGUCUUUACUUGCUAGGUUGU
Molecule: messenger RNA, 1359 nt
Organism: Cylicocyclus nassatus
Lineage: Eukaryota; Metazoa; Nematoda; Chromadorea; Rhabditida; Strongylidae
Source: the annotation of a GenBank genome assembly